Molecule: messenger RNA, 3042 nt
Organism: Striga asiatica
Lineage: Eukaryota; Viridiplantae; Streptophyta; Magnoliopsida; Lamiales; Orobanchaceae
Source: the annotation of a GenBank genome assembly
AUUUUCUUUUAUCUUCAAAAUGCCCCAUCCAUUUUUCGACACACACGAAGUUAGAAGGAACACACACACAGCCUCACAAAGCACAGAGCCAUGGCUUCAUCUUCUUCCCUCACACUCUCUCAAGCUAUCCUCUCCCGCUCGGCCAUCCCCCGCCAUGGCUCUCCCGCCCAGCAGCUCUACCCCGUUUCCACCUCCUCCGCCAUCUCCGUCCCCUCCUUCUCCGGCCUCAAAUCCACCGCCUCAACCUCUGCCCGCCGCCGCGCCGCCACCGCCUUAACCCGACUGCCAGUCCGAGCCUCCGCUGCCGUCGAGACCCUCGAGAAAACAACCGACACCGAGCUCGUCGAGAAGUCCGUCAAUACCAUCCGGUUUCUGGCGAUUGACGCCGUCGAGAAGGCGAAUUCGGGUCACCCGGGCCUGCCCAUGGGAUGUGCCCCGAUGGGUCACAUACUGUAUGAUGAGGUUAUGAGGUACAACCCCAAGAAUCCCUAUUGGUUCAAUCGUGACCGGUUUGUGCUCUCCGCUGGCCAUGGGUGUAUGCUACAGUACGCACUUCUUCACCUGGCCGGAUACGACGCCGUCAAGGAAGAGGACUUGAAGGGUUUCCGUCAGUGGGGAAGCAAGACGCCUGGUCAUCCAGAGAACUUUGAGACUCCUGGUGUUGAAGUCACCACUGGCCCACUUGGACAAGGUAUUGCCAAUGCCGUUGGUUUGGCGCUUGCAGAGAAGCAUUUGGCUGCAAGAUAUAACAAACCAGAUAACGAGAUAGUCGACCAUUACACAUAUGUCAUUCUUGGUGAUGGUUGUCAAAUGGAGGGUAUCUCAAAUGAAGCCUGCUCCCUUGCUGGACACUGGGGGCUCGGAAAGCUGAUUGCCUUUUAUGAUGACAACCACAUCUCCAUUGAUGGUGACACAGAGAUUGCUUUUACUGAAAAUGUUGAUACCCGUUUCGAGGCUCUCGGCUGGCACGUGAUCUGGGUGAAGAACGGUAACACUGGUUAUGAUGAAAUCCGGGCUGCCAUCAAUGAAGCGAAGGCUGUGAAAGACAAGCCUACUUUGAUCAAGGUUACUACAACAAUUGGCUUUGGUUCCCCAAACAAGGCCAACUCAUACAGUGUCCAUGGAAGUGCUUUGGGUGCCAAGGAAGUCGAAGCCACUAGACAAAACCUCGGAUGGCCGUAUGAGCCUUUCCACGUGCCUGAGGAUGUGAAGAACCAUUGGAGCCGACAUGUUACUGGGGGAGCUGCUUUCGAAGCUGAAUGGAAUGCCAAGUUUUCCGAAUAUGAAAAGAAGUACCCAGAGGAAGCAGCCGAGUUGAAAUCUAUCAUCACUGGUGAACUCCCUGCCGGUUGGGAGAAGGCCCUUCCUACAUACACACCCGAAUCCCCUGGGGACGCGACCCGCAACCUCUCCCAACAGAACCUCAACGCCCUAGCCAAGGUCCUCCCAGGCCUCCUCGGUGGCAGCGCUGACCUGGCAUCCUCCAACAUGACCCUCCUCAAAAUGUUCGGCGACUUCCAAAAAUCCACCCCAGAAGAGCGCAACGUCCGUUUUGGGGUCCGCGAACACGGCAUGGGCGCCAUAUGCAACGGAAUCGCCCUCCACUCCCCAGGCCUCAUCCCUUACUGCGCCACCUUCUUCGUCUUCACCGACUACAUGCGAGCCGCAAUGCGAAUCUCCGCUCUCUCAGAGGCCGGCGUUAUCUACGUAAUGACCCACGACUCAAUCGGGCUCGGAGAAGACGGGCCCACUCACCAGCCCAUCGAGCACCUCGCCAGCUUCCGGGCCAUGCCCAAUAUCCUCAUGCUUCGCCCUGCCGACGGCAAUGAAACUGCUGGUGCUUAUAAAGUGGCUGUUCUCAAUAAGAAGCGGCCUUCCGUGCUAGCCCUCUCUCGCCAGAAGCUGCCUCAGCUACCCGGGACUUCCAUUGCAGGGGUCGAGAAAGGAGGGUACAUAGUUUCCGAUAACUCGUCUGGUGACAACAAGCCUGACGUGAUUUUGAUAGGGACAGGUUCGGAAUUGGAGAUUGCGGCCAAGGCUGCGGACGAGCUCAGAAAGGAAGGGAAGGGUGUGAGGGUUGUUUCGUUUGUGUGUUGGGAGCUUUUUGACGAGCAGUCGGAUGAGUAUAAAGAGAGCGUGCUGCCUGCUUCGGUUACGGCUAGGGUUAGCAUUGAGGCGGGGUCGACUUUCGGGUGGGAGAAGAUUGUGGGAGCUAAGGGGAAGGCGAUUGGGAUUGAUAGGUUUGGGGCGAGUGCUCCUGCUGGGAAGAUAUAUAAGGAGUUUGGGAUUACGGCUGAAGCAGUUAUAGCUGCCGCGAAGGAAUUGUUGUCUUAGAUUGGUCGAUUGUGGGCUGGGGUCGCUGACCAGGUAUUUUCGUAAUAAAAGAUGACAAGUUUAAAUUUUUUUUUUUUAAGUUUAUUUUAUUUGAAAAUUGAAAGUGAGCAGCAGCUUUUGCUAUGGAAAAUGUGGUCGGGAGAGAUUAUAGGCGCGCUUGUGAGUCCUCCUGGAUUUGUACACUUGAACACCGUCAUCGGUUUUGUAUGUCAAGAUGUGUUUUUUAUUGAUUUUACUAGUUUUUCUCUAUCUAUAAGCUGAAGUUAAAACUCUACCAUUGUUUAACUUUCGUUCUUGUUUUUAAAUCUUUGAAUGUGCGCUCGGGCGAGCACAUUUUUGCUUGAGUAAUGGAGUCCGGAGUUAAGUGGCUAAGAGGGGUUUUGUUUUAAAGUUCCUGCCUUAAUUUUUGAAUUGGAUUAGGUUAUGAAUUCAAGCCAUGUAUUGAAGAAAAGGUAGGGCAAACCUAAUCACUUUAGGAAAUUGAGGCCCUUACAAGCAAUUCAAAGUGUAGGGUCACUCAAUCCAGAAAGUGAUUAGCUAUCUACUAGUGUGUGGUUGUUGAAUGGAAGGUUAUUAUGUGUGGUGGUAGUUGAGGAUUUCUCAUUUCAGCUCCCCCGCUUGGUUGGUUAUGAAAUAUUUGGACACUUCUAUGUUUGGAUAUGUUGAAAGCUAUAACAUGUUGUCAUUCAUGNAGAUUUUUGUACAUAA